Pseudo-nitzschia multistriata is the source of this 1500-nucleotide messenger RNA. NCBI's taxonomy places the organism in Eukaryota, Bacillariophyta, Bacillariophyceae, Bacillariales, Bacillariaceae. The record is from the annotation of a GenBank genome assembly.
CAACACAAGGCGGAAUUUGUUGGUCAGAAACGAGAACCGCUGAAUCGAACAAACCCCGGAACCAUCGCAGGAAAUCGAACAUGGAAUUCGUGGGUCACACCGACGGAAUGCAUGAUCACGGUAUGCACAUGCAAGAUCACGAUCACAUGCACACCGAUGCGAUGGAAGGCGGUUCCUACCCAAGUGGCAACCUCUUCUGCGACGAUUCCAUGGGGGGCAUGGUCAUGUACAUGGAGGGCUUCCAUUGGACCCUGGCAGGGCACAGUGCCAGAAGGAACUGCCUCAACUUCUUGUUCGAAUCAUGGACGCUCAACACCGUCCCAAGAUUCGUCGCCGCAAUGGUUUGCACCUUUUUUCUGGGGGUGUUUGCCGAGGGAAUCGCCUGUUGGCAGCACCAGGCCGAAACCCCCAGCAGGGGGCAACAGCGAACCACGACCCUCGCUGGAACGCUKCCGAGAUUGAAGUCCGUCUGCCUCCGGGCCGGAGGAAUCCUCGCGGCGUACACGCUGAUGCUGGUGGUCAUGACGUAUUCGCUCGAGCUUCUUGGCUGCGUUGUCUCGGGGCUGGCGAUGGGCUAUUUCGUGUUUGGGGGUGAGACCUACCGCCACGGGGGCGGGACGCCGUGCUGCGGAUUCCUCGAGCAUCGCGUCGAUACCUCUCCUUCUCGCACAUCGGAAAACUCCAACUCGAGCGCGAGCGCGAACCAGGAUGGGCUGACCGAGCGUCUGCUGCCGCCGGGCGAUAACGGCAGCAUUGACAUCGGGAAUGAGAACCACGCCCUUGAUGGUGCCGGUGCCGAGAGGAACAGUGAACACUCGUGUUGCCACAUCCCCAGCGGGAGCUAGCUGUAGAACUCUGUCGGAUCGGAUCGGAUCGGAUCGGAAGCGAUGCAACAUGGCGUGGCGACGCGCACGAWAGAAUAUAUUGGAAAAUGCAUAGGAUUGAAUCGUAGUUUUGUAAUAGCUUUCGUGUCGCUGGGUUUGUGAGGGCGGAAUCGCGCAGAGAUCUGAACCURCCGCAUUUGGGAUUGAAUCAAGAGGUAUGGAUCUGACGAUGGGGAAGGAAUUGGGAGAUCAAAACCGGGCAAAGCUUACUACACGAUGUAGCUUUCAAUACUGCSAUGUCACAGAACAACAAKUGGAGGRAAGACAAUGCCAUUUUCAUUCCUUCUCCAGCUGCUCUGAACGUCCUCAAUUCUCAAACAAAUCAACUUCUUCCUUUUCAUAGGAAAGAAUGCGCAUUAAAYAAGCACARGAAACUAUUCUAUUGCAACAYGCCGUACUGCAGGGUAUUCGCUCUCCGUCCCCCAUCGGUUUGCUUUCCUUGUUCGCGCACGCUACAAKCGCUCUCACGUAAGGCUGGUYACAAUACAGCCACGAUCUAUUCCGCUGAUCUCAUUUUUCAACGAAACCAAUCGAUCAUAUUAUCUAUCGAAGAUUCAUCAAACUGUGUGUCGGCACAUCKUGUAAUCCCAAAUUAGAAUAAUACUAAUGAUACCAC